AUGAAGACUAUCUCUAUCGUUAACUGCUACUCUACGCAUUCUGCAGCUGAUGAAGUAACGUUCGAUGCAUUUUACGACCAACUUGAGGAAUUCAUCCACAGCGAAAAGUCCUUCUAUAAAUUCUUUGUUGAUUUCAACGCUAGGCUUGGCGAAGCUCAAGAGGAGGAGUUCAGUAUUGUGAAGUUCGAAAUGGGAAACAGAAACGCAAACGGAAACCGUCUGGCUGAACUCCUGUCCGCUGCUCCACUCUUCCAAGGGAUUUCCUUCUUCCAGAAGCUAGACAUGGCAGUCUCCAAACGGUACAACUCAUGCUGA
Molecule: messenger RNA, 315 nt
Organism: Haemonchus placei
Lineage: Eukaryota; Metazoa; Nematoda; Chromadorea; Rhabditida; Trichostrongylidae
Source: the annotation of a GenBank genome assembly